AUGUUCGAGUACUACACAGCCUUUGCUGAUGCCUCACUCGCACUCGCAAUGCCCAAAUCCACACCUGACAGUCCCCAAACCACCGACGAAGAAACCCCCAGCCAUACGCCCUCACCCUUACCAUCACCAAGCGCUGGAGCCACCCAGCAACAACCAAAACCCAAGCCCGGAAGACGCGGUCGCCCCAAGAUCCUCGACAGCAACGGCGAAGAAGUAGCGAGCAAAGAGCGCCGAAAAGCCCAAGUCCGCCAAGCCCAACGAGCCUACCGCUCAAGAAAGGAAGAGCAAACAGCAGUGUUGCUGAAACGAGUAACCGAGCUGGAGCAGAAGCUGCGUCUUGCUCGAGAUCUCUAUCUGAGCACGCACGAUGCCGUGAUGACGUCGGGCGUGAGCUUCUUACUGAACGAUUCGCGCUUGAAACUGCUGCACGAUAACCUGCAGCUCCUGGUUGCCAAUACGGCUGUUUCUGUUGGCCAGGAUCCGACGGGGUCUUUAUUAGACCUAAAUGCGUUGGCACUGGCGACGGCCGGCCCGGGCGGCCAGCCCUUGGCCCUCGGGCCUCACAUGGAUAAUAUCGAUAUGGAUAUGCUCCUUGGGCACGGGCAUGGGCAGGAUAUUCAGCCGGCGUUUAACCUGGAUGGGUCGUUUGAUAUGGUUUUCUAG
Messenger RNA from Aspergillus mulundensis, 663 nucleotides. RefSeq lists its product as uncharacterized. Gene Ontology annotation, molecular function: DNA-binding transcription factor activity. Lineage: Eukaryota; Fungi; Ascomycota; Eurotiomycetes; Eurotiales; Aspergillaceae. Bases 1 to 663 code for a protein of 220 amino acids. The record is from RefSeq and is a predicted model, not a curated record. The transcript has 2 exons. Gene Ontology annotation, biological process: regulation of DNA-templated transcription.